Anneissia japonica is the source of this 3783-nucleotide messenger RNA. Its product is annotated as toll-like receptor 4. The coding region runs from base 42 to 848 and encodes 268 amino acids. The transcript is spliced from 2 exons. Gene Ontology annotation, biological process: immune response; inflammatory response; toll-like receptor signaling pathway. Gene Ontology annotation, cellular component: membrane. Gene Ontology annotation, molecular function: transmembrane signaling receptor activity. The record is from RefSeq and is a predicted model, not a curated record. NCBI's taxonomy places the organism in Eukaryota, Metazoa, Echinodermata, Crinoidea, Comatulida, Comatulidae.
UAAGUGAAAAUGUUGGCCUUCAGAACUUGACCAAUUUAAUUAUGCUUGGAGUUGUGUUCAAUCCUUUAGCUUGCGAUUGUGACUUGGUGUGGUUUCGUAACUGGAUUAACCAAACCAAUGUGAUAUUUGUGGAUCUCGAGCACGGUACGUGUAAAAACCGGAAUGGAAUCAGUCUAAUUAGUUUUGAUGCGAACUCUCUAAAAUGCUAUAAUAUUACAAUAAUUGCUGUGAUUAGUACCUGUAGUUCAGUUGCGUUCUUAGUCGCUGUUUCUAUACUCAUAUACAUGUUCCGGUGGGAUAUUAGAUACUGGAAUCAGCGGCGGCUGCUCAAAAAACAGUACGAGAGGUUACAAGACGAGGGUCCGCCACUAGUCGACGGCAUACAGAUUCGAUAUGACGCGUUUGUCUCCUACAACAGCAAAGACGUUGAUUGGGUACUCAAGUCAGCCCUACCGACAUUGGAAGGCCCCGAGUUCAACUUUCGUCUCUGCGUUGACUUCCGAGAUUUUCUAGUCGGUGAAGCAAUCGCUGACAAUAUUUCUGAUGCUAUUAAGUACAGUCGUAAAAUGUUGAUAGUUGUCACCAAGAACUUUGCUAAAAGUGAAUGGUGUUACUUUGAAAUGGAAAUGGCAAAGACCCGUAUGUUUGACACUCACGAGGAUAUUUUUGUGGUUGUAAUUUUAGAGCAUGUAGCGAGUAGAAAGAUGCCAACAUUACUUCAGAAGAUCUUAAGAAAGAAGACUUACAUAGAAUGGACUGAAAAUCCAGAUGGGCAGAAGGUUUUUUGGACACGGUUGGCAGCAGCUUUGAAUACUCCGAAUGUUCACCACGAUCGUCUUAUAACCUAAAAGGUUCUAUUUCAGAAUAUCAAACGUUGAUGUAAGAAUGCUAGCGAAGAAAAAAAUGGAAAGUCACGCGCCUACUCUUUCGCAAACAUUUAAUUGGAUUUUUAGCUAAAGCUCGAAAAAUUGAUUAUUGUCCAUAUUUUUCAGCUCAUCACAGUUAAUACUACUCUCCAUAUACAUCACUUCGGUUAUCAAUAUAAAAAUUAUCAAACUCAAACAUUUUAUGUUUUUCAUUCGCUAUGAAACGUUGGCUUUAAAGCGCCCUCGAAAACGUGAGUUCGUCUUUAUAACUACUAAAACAGGUUUGUAUUUAUUUCUAAACAAAGAAACAAAAUAUAUUUCGUUCAUGUUUUUUGCUUUUCACUUAGUCAAAUCAAUCCCAUUGUACAGUAAUUCACUUUGUCAAUAAAUUGUCUUGAUUUAACAGGCAUUUUUAUUUCAAUUAAUAAUCGUGAGUUUUAUUGUCAAGAACACUAAGCCUACCUGUAUGUCGGUGGUAUAGAUACUAAUACUACAGUGUUAUGUCACGAUACCGCGUGAUACUUCUCCGUUGCUAUCGUUGCAAAAAGCAUUCAACCGGGCGCCAUUUUCGCCACUGACAAACUAAUAUAAUGCGAACAUUUGUGGUUUUAAUACAUUUUGAUGGUAAAAUAUUAGAUUUCAAAAUGCCUAUUCCAGAAAUCCUAUGAAGUCGUUCAGUCGUAAUGAACGGUAAUCAACGUCUGUUGAAAACAGAGAGCGCCACCUGGCGUCGUGUCGACUGUAAUCAUCCCUUACUACAAUGGUAAAACAAAGGAUCAAAUACAGUUUGUGUCCGACAAUUAAAAAUAAGAUUUUCGUUUUAACGAAGGGACACAAAUUCCACUGUACGUGUAAACAACCUAUGCUAGGUUUAUUUGCAUCGCCUUCACAACACACUUUUCACUCUAAAUCAAUAGUUAAUUAAAGUUAACAUUUGGAUAAAUUGAACAUUGAAUUGUUUAAUGCUUUUUCUUUAAACAUAUAUUGUUAGUAUUAUAUGUCAGCGUAAUUACGGCCUACGACUCAUUUGUGUGUAAAUUCGUUAUGCAUAUAAACUAGAUUCAGUAGCUGUUUAAAGCCAAUUAUUGUAUUUUUGGUAAUGGGCUUGAUAGAUUCAAUGUCGGAGAUUUGCCAAAGUGUCUGAUAAAGCUAUAAAAAAAACCCUAAAAUAUAAUUCUAAAACCAGGGAACAGUGAAAUUACACUGUUCCCUGCUAAAACAAAAUACCAAUAGAUUAUUUGUGAUUAAAUCUCAUGUUGUUAUCAUAGAUUAAUUAUGCUUUUGAAAUUUAAGUCUCGAAUCAAAAUAAAUGUAUAGAAAAAAAAAUUACAAUAUCUGUUUAUGAGUUUACAGUAUGUUAUUUUUAACGUAUCUACAUUUUUAGUUGAGAUUGAUUAUUUUUAAUAGUUGGUCAGAUGCCUCCUCUGUUACGCUUCAUUACUUAUCCCAUUAUGCCUCUAAAAGGUAACAUCCACCCAAUUUUUAAAUGAUCUGAUUUAAGUGUUUUCUAGAAGCUGAUUCAAUAUAUAGUGACAUAAAUAUCUUUAAUAUUCUGAUCCUCAAAUAUUCCAGAAACAUAAUGUUUGUAAAAAUCAUAUUUUUAUUGUGAUCAAUAUAAUGAGAUUCUUCGGCGAAACUCUUGCUUAUGGAUAUAUAUUUAAAAAUGAAAUUUGUCAAGUUUCAUAAAUCAAUUAAAAGUACACAGCAUUUUUCAAUAUUUGUUUACAUUUUAGUAAAAAUACCAACGUUUCUAAGUAAAUACGAGUUUUUAACCCAGUUUUCAUGAGAGGGACCAAUUUAGCCAGACUUUAAAAAUGGUCGGUUUAUAAUAAUCCAGGUUUGGCAAGUAAUAUUGCAUCAGAUAAUUAUCAUCUUCAAUCGAUAUAUAAAUUGAUCAACUUUACAUAUUCCUCUGUUCCCUCUGCUCCACUCUUGUUCAAAAUAAUACUAAAAAAAUGCAAAAAAUUUGUCUUUAACUGAACUCAAAACUUAAAAUGAAAGUAUACAACCGAAAACAUUAUCCUUACAUUUAAAUGAUUUGAGGUUGUGUGUUUAUUGAUUAUUACUCAUUUAUCCCGCGUAUGUGUAAGAAUAUGUUAAAAGGUGUGAAGAUUGGUUGAAUUCCCAUGUAGGAGACACCUAAUUUUCGAAUAUUAAUAAAAUUAGGCUAUCGUCAGCCAAUAUUGAGAUAAAUGUUAAAGCAUUACGUAAGUUACCAAAUUCUAAUGAGAAAUAGAUAAAAAGAAUCAUUUUCCAAAGAAUUUCUUAAAUUGGUGGUAUCAAAUUUAUAAAUCUAUGCGCACGGUUUUAAUAUUACUCACAAUUUAUGAACUUUGUAGUAAAAUGUCUGUAAAUCAUAUAAAAUUGUCUUAUUAGAAGUUGAAAACUUAUGUGAUCUUUAUUUUAAAAUAUGUAAUGAGUUUUUGUUGAUUUUAUAGUUGGCAGUGUGUCUAAAUAAAUAACAUAACAUAACAUGUUUUGUGUUCUGUGGUACCUACGGAAUGAAAAAAUACUAGAUUUAGGAUUAAUUGUAAUUCAGACGACCUACUUAAUUAUUCAUUAUAGGUUUAAUUCGGGCAUAAUUCACAAUAUUAAAUGCAAUAAUAAAUAAUGCUAAACAAGGUUAAUUUAAACGUAAUUGGUAUUUUUAUUAUCCUUGGUUAUUAUAAUGCCACAAUCAGUGGGAAAACGACUAGGUGAAAAAAAAAUCAAUUUUGGUACAAACUCAAAGGGUAUAGCUCACGUUUUUGUUGAAAUUAGACGAUUUUGUUUUGUGUUAUGUGGCACCCACGUAUUAUACUGGUAUUAUCCAUGUUUGCAAAUGCCACUUAAAACCUAGUUUUAAGCUUAAAUAAUGUUAAUUCAGGCGUAUCUAAUUAAAAGCAUUAUUAUUAUAUAUAUAAUAUACAUACUAUAU